Messenger RNA from Entelurus aequoreus (snake pipefish), 1672 nucleotides. RefSeq names its product ras association domain-containing protein 1-like. The coding region runs from base 273 to 1319 and encodes 348 amino acids. The record is from RefSeq and is a predicted model, not a curated record. Gene Ontology annotation, cellular component: nucleus; microtubule cytoskeleton. NCBI's taxonomy places the organism in Eukaryota, Metazoa, Chordata, Actinopteri, Syngnathiformes, Syngnathidae. The transcript has 7 exons. Gene Ontology annotation, biological process: Ras protein signal transduction.
UACAGGAUUAGAAGGUAAUCCUGCGUGCUCUCAUUGAGCAUGCGCAGAGUGAGGCGCGUCGAAGGCAAGCUCCGUCUGCAGUUGGGAACUCCUCGACAAAAUCUCAUCCUCUUCACACUUAGUGAUGAACUAAAGAAGGCCUGACGGUGACCUCUUCCUCCUAGAAGCCAUCGAGGCAAAAAAACAGACUUUCUUUUCCUCAGAUGCCCGACCGUCCAGCUCAUGGACAGGGAGAGUGGGCGUGACAUGUCCACGAGUGCAUCAAGAACAGGAUGUCCAAAUGUGAGCUGAUCGAACUGAAGGACCUCAGCGUGAAUGAUCCCAUCAAGCUGGUGGCCCCCGGGCCUCGCGGCGCUCCGAGUCGAGUCGGCCACUUCCACCUUGUCCGUCUUGUCGGGAACACCGUCCGUAUCGAGGCCCUGCCUACAGAGACGGGAAGCGGCCACGACUUCCAGCCCUACGGUCAUACUCACCUGAGCUGGUGUGACCUGUGUGGAGAAUUCAUCUGGGGUCUUUAUAAGCAGCCUCUACGCUGCGCCAAUUGCAGCUACACUUGUCACCACAGAUGUCGAGCGCUCAUCCAGCUGGACUGCAGCACAGACACAAGUUUUCCAGCAGAGCAGGUGGAUUUCUCUGUGGACUCCAUCGAGACGGACACCAACGUGGAUGAGCAGACUGACUGGCCCAAGCGGGAGUUAAGUGUUGGAGAAGUUCAUCAAAAGGUCCAAGAGUACAACGCUCAGAUCAACAGCAAUCUCUACAUGCUGCUGAACAAAGAUGGCUCCUACACCGGUUUCAUCAAAGUCCACUUUCAAUUAGUCCGUCCUGUCACCCUGCCGCCUCCUCAGGACCCAACACAGGAUGAGUACGAGCACAGCCGGCGGUUGCAACGGCGGACGUCCUUCUAUCUCCCCAAGGACUCUGCGAAGCACCUGCAUAUCAGCUCCCGCACACGAGUGCGAGAAGUCAUCCAGGCUUUGCUCAACAAGUUCACGGUGGUGGACAACCCUGCCAAGUUUGCUCUCUUUGAGCGCGCCGACAGACACAGUCAAAUGUACAUGCGGAAACUGAGUGACGAUGAGUGUCCCUUACGGCUGCGCUUGUGUGCGGGACCCAGUGAAAAAGGCCUGAGUCUGGUCCUCAAGGAGAAUGAAACUGGGGAAGUUAAUUGGGAUGCCUUCAGCUUUCCCGAGCUGUGCAACUUCCUGCGGAUCCUGCAGCGUGAGGAAGAGGAGCAUUUACGGCAAAUAGUGAAGCGCUAUGCUUAUGCUCGAGACCUGAUGUCGAGGGCCAUGGCCAGGAUUACUGCUCCUGCUUGACUUUGGGCAAAUCCACAAUAUAUACGGAACUCCAGUGUCAAAGGGAACGACUUGUUUUAAUAAAGUUUACCAGAGGUACUGGAUGUACAUUUAAUGUGAAUGUUUUUGUGACAGCAGUGCCAGUGUAAAUAAGUAAAUAACUGGAUUGAGAGUCAUCCUGCUUUGUUUAGGUUAUUUGUCGUGGUUUCACAAGCACACCAGUCAUAAAGAGUAGUUUUAUUUCAUCAAAUGUUUCAAUUAAAACAUGUUGGCACUUUAGUGGCGGUGACUGUGGAAAUGUGUUUGAUAAAUUGUGUUUAUAGUGUAAUCUAAUAAACUGAUGGUUUGAGGGGUUCAUGAGUGUCAUUUUAAAA